Scleropages formosus (Asian bonytongue) is the source of this 5081-nucleotide messenger RNA. RefSeq names its product UPF2 regulator of nonsense mediated mRNA decay (gene upf2). The record is from RefSeq and is a predicted model, not a curated record. Gene Ontology annotation, cellular component: cytoplasm; exon-exon junction complex. Gene Ontology annotation, biological process: nuclear-transcribed mRNA catabolic process, nonsense-mediated decay. Bases 198 to 4028 code for a protein of 1276 amino acids. Gene Ontology annotation, molecular function: protein binding; RNA binding. NCBI's taxonomy places the organism in Eukaryota, Metazoa, Chordata, Actinopteri, Osteoglossiformes, Osteoglossidae. The transcript has 23 exons.
ACUAUGGCGAAACUCGUGCGGCUGGCUAUGAUUUCGACUGCGAAGGGAAAAUGAUGACCUGUAACCUGUCGUUUCGUUUUUUUACAUGUAUUUAGCUCAGGCACCUCUCGGGCCACCACAGCGCGAUGGUCCUUCGGCAACGGGAAGGGUCUUUUUCCUACCAAACAAACCCGAUGUUUAUGUUGACAAAAUGAAGUAUGCCUGCUGAAUGCAAGAAGCUAAUUAACAUGGAGGAUAAAGAGGCAUUCAGCAACAAGGAAAAGGAGAAGGAGAGAGACAUAGAAAGGCGACCGGCCUCUUCCCGGGAAAAAGGAAAGGAAGAGGCGAAGGUGAGCGGAAAGAAAGACAGCAGCAAAGCAGCUGAGGAGAAGAAGCGGAGGCUGGAGGAAGAGAAGAGGAAGAAGGAGGAGAAAGAGCGCAAGAAAAAGGAGGAGGAGAAAGUGAAAGCAGAAGAAGAGCAAAAAAAAAAGGAGGAGGAGGAGGAGGUAGAGAAGAAGAUGCAGGAGGAGGAAGAGAAGAGGCAGCGUGAGGAAGAGGCAGCACGACUCAAGGAGAAGGAGGAGGGCCACCAGCUCCACCAGGAGGCUUGGGAACGGCACCAGUUACGCAAGGAUCUGCGCAACAAGAACCAGAAUGCACAGGAGGGCCGCCCUGAGGAAGCCUUCUUUAGCCGACUGGACUCUAGCUUGAAGAAGAACACGGCCUUCGUCAAGAAGUUGAGGACCCUGACAGAGCAGCAGCGUGACUCACUCUCCCAUGACUUUGCCUCACUCAACCUCAGCAAGUACAUUGCUGAAGCUGUGGGAUCCGUGGUGGAAGCAAAGCUAAAAAUCUCUGAUGUAGGCUGUGCCGUGCACAUGUGUUCCCUUUUCCAUCAGCGAUAUGCCGACUUCGCCCCACUUCUGCUGCAGGCCUGGAAGAAGCACUUUGAGGCACGCAAGGAGGAGAAGACGCCCAAUGUGAGCAAGCUGCGCACUGACCUGCGCUUCAUCGCUGAGCUCACCAUUGUGGGCAUCUUCACUGACAAGGAAGGCCUGUCACUUAUUUAUGAGCAGCUGAAGAACAUCAUCAACACAGACCGUGAGGCACACACACAUGUCUCAGUGGUCAUCAGCUUUUGUAAGCAUUGUGGGGAUGACAUUGCUGGCUUGGUGCCACGCAGAGUUAAGCUGGCAGCAGAGAAGUUGAACCUGGUCUUUCCCCCAAGUGAGAUUAUCAGUGCAGAGAAGCAGCAGCCCUUCCAGAACCUGCUAAGGGAGUACUUCACCUCCCUUACGAAGCACUUGAAGAAGGACCAUCGUGAGCUGCAGAACAUUGAAAGGCAGAACCGACGUAUUCUACAUUCCAAGGGGGAGCUGAGCGAAGAUCGACACAAACAGUAUGAAGAGUUUGCCACCUCGUACCAGAAGUUACUGGCUAACACACAAUCCCUAGCAGACCUUCUUGAUGAAAAUAUGCCAGAACUUCCUCAGGACAAGACCGUGCAAGAAGAACAUGGCCCUGGCAUUGACAUUUUCACACCUGGAAAGCCAGGGGAGUAUGAAAUGGAGGGAGGAAUAUGGGAAGAUGAGGAUGCACGCAACUUCUACGAGAAUUUGGUGGACCUAAAGGCGUUUGUCCCUGCUAUCCUGUUCAAAGACAAUGAGAGGAACAGUCAGAGUCGAGACAAGGAAGAGGCAAAAGAUCCUAAGGAUGGGAAGGAGACAAAGGAAGUGUUGGGCCCAGGCACAGAUGAGCUUGAGCUGGAUCUGGAGGCUCUUGACAUUGCAGAUGACACUUUGGAGAUGGAGGCAGGUGAUGAAGUUGAGAGUGAUGAACUGGCAAAGAAACUCCUGGAUGAACAAGAACAAGAAGAUGAGGAGGCAAGCACAGGGUCCCACCUGAAGCUCAUUGUGGAUGCCUUCAUCCAGCAGCUACCCAACUGUGUCAACAGAGACCUGAUAGACAAGGCUGCAAUGGAUUUCUGCAUGAACAUGAACACAAAGUCUAACAGGAGGAAACUUGUGCGAGCACUCUUCACUGUCCCAAGACAACGACUGGACCUGCUCCCCUUCUAUGCCCGGCUGGUAGCCACAUUGCACCCAUGUAUGUCUGACGUGGCAGAAGACCUGUGCUCAAUGCUGAAAGGCGACUUCAGGUUCCAUAUAAGGAAGAAAGACCAGAUCAACAUUGAAACAAAAAACAAAACUGUGAGAUUCAUUGGAGAACUUGCCAAAUUCAAGAUGUUCUCUAAAACGGAUACUCUGCAUUGUCUGAAGAUGUUGCUGUCAGACUUUUCUCAUCACCAUAUUGAGAUGGCCUGCACGCUGCUGGAAACCUGUGGCCGGUUCCUCUUCAGGUCACCAGACUCACACUUGCGCACUAGUGUGCUCUUGGACCAAAUGAUGCGGAAGAAACAGGCAAUGCACCUGGAUGCACGCUAUGUGACCAUGGUAGAAAAUGCCUACUAUUACUGUAACCCCCCUCCAGUGGAGAAGGCUGUCAGGAAAAGGAGGCCACCCUUGCAGGAGUACAUCCGUAAACUCCUCUACAAAGACCUCUCCAAGGUCACCACCGAGAAGGUGCUCAGGCAGAUGCGUAAACUGCCUUGGCAGGACCCAGAAAUCAAGAGCUACCUUAUCUGCUGCCUUGUGAACAUCUGGAAUGUCAAGUACAAUAGCAUCCACUGUGUAGCCAACUUACUUGCAGGACUGGUGGCCUAUCAAGAGGAUGUGGGAAUCCAUGUGGUUGACAGUGUGCUCGAGGACAUCCGCCUGGGCAUGGAGGUGAACCAGCCCAAGUUCAACCAGCGACGCAUUAGCAGUGCAAAGUUCCUGGGGGAGCUCUAUAACUACAGGAUGGUGGAAUCAGCAGUCAUCUUCCGUACUCUGUUCUCCUUCAUCUCAUUUGGGGUAAACCCGGAUGGUUCGCCCAGCCCACUGGACCCUCCAGAACACCUUUUUCGCAUUCGCCUGGUCUGUACUUUGCUGGACACUUGUGGCCAGUACUUUGAUCGUGGAUCCAGCAAAAGGAAGCUUGACUGCUUCCUUAUCUACUUUCAGCGAUACAUCUGGUGGAAGAAGAGUUUGGAUGUCUGGACAAAGGAUCACCUGUUCCCCAUUGACAUCGACUACAUGAUCAGUGACACUCUGGAACUGCUGAGGCCAAAGGCACGCCUAUGCAGUUCACUGGAGGAGGCUGUCAUGCAAGUGACUGAGCUAGAGAGAGAGGUUCUCGUCAAGCUGGGUCUUGCUGUGGAGAAGGAUGGCAGAGCAUCUGGUGCCCUAGGUGAGGGGGGUACCCUUGAUGAUGAAGAUGAGGAUGAUGAUGAAGAGGGAGGGGCUGAGACAGAGGAGCAGUCUGGGAACGAGAGCGAGAUGAAUGAGCCAGAAGAAGAAGAGGGGUCAGAAAAUGAAGAAGAAGAACGGGAGGAAGAGGAGGAGGAGAACACGGACUACCUGACGGACUCCAACAAAGAGAAUGAAACAGACGACGAGAACAACGAGGUGACCAUAAAGGGAGGCGGUCUACGACAUGUGGCCUGUGCAGAAGAUGAGGAUUUCAUUCAGGCCCUUGACAGGAUGAUGCUGGAGAACCUUCAGCAGCGUAGCGGCGAGUCUGUAAAGGGCCACCAGCUGGAUGUAGCCAUUCCACUGCAGCUCAAGAGCCAGCUGAAGAAGGCCCCGCCCCCAGCUUGCAGUGGGGAGGGUGACUCUGAGCUGGCUGACACCAUGCAAUUCGUCAUGCUCACCAGGAAGGGAAACAAGCAGCAGCAGUUUAAGAUCCUCAAUGUUCCGCUGUCCUCUCAUCUGGCGGCCAAUCACUUCAACCAGCAGCAAGCCGAGCAGGAGGAGCGGAUGCGAAUGAAGAAGCUCACCUUGGACAUCAAUGAGAGACAGGAACAGGAGGACUACCAGGAGAUGAUGCAGUCCCUGGCUCAGAGACCAGCUCCUGCUAACACAAACCGGGAGAGACGACCACGAUAUCAGCACCCAAAAGGAGCCCCUAAUGCAGACCUCAUCUUCAAAACAGGCGGAAGGAGGCGCUGAUGGGAGCAGCGUGGUCCGGCCUCCCACUCUCGAGCGCUGACCAACCCCCCCGGCUGGCUGUGGAGCACCCCCUCAUUGUGGCUGCAGGAGGGGCCAGGGCACAACCCGCCCGCCACGUGCACAACACCAGCAUCACACGCACUGACACACACACAAACAUAUACACAACCUGAAAGAGCGCUCCAGCCAGACCUCAGUCUGCGACGUGUCAGCCUUCACUGGAAGAAUGAGUGCAUUUUUUGUGAGCCGGCCAGCGUUUCCACAAGCCCAUGCCAGUGGACCAAAAGAUGGCCAACAGGAUCAGGGAGGCAGAAGCGUGCAGUGGCGCUGUGGACUAGGUCACAGCUCCCUCUUCCUCUUUGAGGGUGAAAAAUCUGUCCUUUUGUUUAACUCUAGUUAAAUGAUUCUUUAGAUGAGAAGGGGAUAAAUGAGCAGCUGCAAGGCAACAUCAUGAGCAGCUUGUCUUAACCUUGGCAGGCAGAGCACAGGACUGGAAACUGGGCAUCAGUACCUACAGGAGAAAAGCCUCUGGUACAGCGAGAGCAGUAGAUGUGUUGGUGGGUGUGGCUUUGCAUGCCUGACAGCGUCUCCCUAGGGCCUGUACCCCUAGCUGCUGCAGCUUCCCACCAUGCUGAUGAUCCAACCUGGGGGAUUCUGGAAAACAGACCUCAGGAGCAGCGAGGUCAUGGUAAAGACUGAUGAAGGGACUGACUGACUUACCAGCUUUUUAUUGUCUGAUUUAAAAGAGAUGAAUAUUUAUAGAUAUACUCUUUAUUUUUUCAUUGAUGUUCCGACAGGAAGCCCUUUCCAGGUUGUGCAAGGGUUUGACAAUGCCGCUCUUUGUGUGGAUUUGAUUUUUGCUCUGUUGUAAUUGCCUAAUGAACAGCAUAAGCUUACUGUCUCUUAUUUGCCACUGAGUUUCUUGCUGAUCCAUUAACACCUGUUCUGAUUGUUUAACAUAGUGAUGCUUCCCUCUGCCGCUGCAUGGCUCUUUCAGUAUCAGCUCUGGAAAUGGAUACAGUCAGGAUUCCAUUAAAGUGUCAAAAAAUGUCA